AUGGCAGCAAUCUACACAGUCUUUACGUCGCCGCAUCAUCCGCCAGUGCCAGAUCAUCUACCUACGCUAAUCGUGACGCCGCUGGGCAAGCCCCAGCAGAUCCUGUAUACCUAUCUGCACACGAGCUACAACAGGGAAAACUAUCUCUUGACGCCCUCUGAAGCAGGCGACCUUUGCGUAGCAAAGCUCUUUCCGCCCAUCUCUUCCGGCAGCUCUACCAACGGACCUGCUCGCGGCACACCUGGCGACGGUCAUGGACCUAACGCGCAUCGUGGCGUAAAGUGUGAGGCCAGUCGAAACCUGAAAUGGACGAUCUACAACACCGGAGUACUGUCGCCCAUCUACAAGCUUACGUUGCCGCCAGCUGGGCAAGACGCGUCGGACCCAAAUGAUCCUCACGGUCAAAAUGCACAUGGUAGCGCAGGUGGGGGCGACGAGCAGCCCUUGUUCCAGAUCAGCAAACCCUCGCCACAAUCGCCUUUUUGGACGCUCUUCUACUUUACCUAUGCUGGUCAUCUGAUACCCCCAAAGCGAGUCGAAUUCGGCAAGAUCUCCAAGAACGUCGCAGACGCAUCUGGGAAAGGCGGCGGAGGUACCCGGGUGGCCAUGACGGGCAGGACUGAAGACGAAAAAGCCGUCUGGAAGACACUCGGCGAAGGUAAUGAAGACAUGGUCGAGUGGAUUGUCCUCUGUGCUGCUCUCAAUGUUCUGGACGACGAGAUCAUCAAGGCAGCUGAAAAGACCGGCACUCGACUGGGCGUCGGACUCAUGAGUCCCCCGUCAGCCGCCUCGCAUACUCAAACACAACCCAGGCCGAUGGCGCCACCGGCCCAGCCGCAGCCAUUCUCCCAGCGAGGGCCCCCGCAGCCUAACGCGAGACCGCCGAACGGCGCCCUACCGCCGGGUCAGCGACCUGGCUCGACACAGCACGGCAAAAGUGCCUCUUACUCGCUGCAUCCUACAGGCAAUGCCAAGCAAGUGGGACCCAGCCAACAGAGUCGAGGCUUUGCGCCGCCACAACAAGUUCAACUGCGGCAUCCAGAGCAACGUGCCCAUCUGCAUCGGCCUAGUGGUCCCGCGCAGAGCUCACCCCAGAUGCGCGGUCCACCGCAAACGCAGCCGCAGCCACAUCAAGCUUCCUAUCAUCCCAGUGGACCGCCUCAGCAACGCCUGCCGCCACCCUUGACGAUGCCAUCGCCAUUACAAAGCAAUAGUCAGCAGACUCGGAACUACCUGCCGCCCCAGCAAGUGCAAGCUCAGGAUCAGCAACAGUGCUUGCCGAAUGGAUACCCGACACCGAACGGACUGCCAGACAAUCAGAACCGAAGUUUCGCCCCGCCAGUCAAUAUGCCGAUACCCAUGCAGCAACGGACACAGGGGCAAAGCAGGUCAGCGCCGCCAUCGCAUGAUCCGCCCAAUAUCCGCUUACCGCCAAACCCGGUGAAUAGCAGUCAGCUCGAUUCAGGCAUGUCUGGGCUCCGGGUGGCGGGGUCUCGACAGUCUGCACCAAAUUCGGUCGACCCGGGGCAAGCACCCGCUACUAGUGGAUUCACUGCGCCAAUGCCGGAGCCAGCACGGCCUCGGUCGCAGCCGGAAGUGCAUCGGUCGCCUCUGAUCUCGUAUAGCAAGCCCACGCCGCGCUCGUACUCGCCUGGCCCGCGACAACAAGGCUCCGCGCCUCCUUCGAGCCAUUCGAGCUAUCAGUCCGUGACGUCCUCUUCGUCUCGGGGACCGUCACCUCUGCCCGGUCAAACACCGGUCAGCUCUACUUCCAGCACGCCUUCGUUCAUGAGUAGAUUCGGAGCACGUGCGCCAGGAUCUAAUGCCAAAGAUACCAAUCGGCCGCCAGACUUCAGCAAGCCGACGGACAAAUCGAAGAAGGGGAAAAAGAAAUAG
Molecule: messenger RNA, 1896 nt
Organism: Mixia osmundae IAM 14324
Lineage: Eukaryota; Fungi; Basidiomycota; Mixiomycetes; Mixiales; Mixiaceae
Exons: 4
Coding region: 1-1896 (631 amino acids)
Source: RefSeq, a predicted model, not a curated record